Molecule: messenger RNA, 582 nt
Organism: Cordyceps militaris CM01
Lineage: Eukaryota; Fungi; Ascomycota; Sordariomycetes; Hypocreales; Cordycipitaceae
Exons: 3
Coding region: 1-582 (193 amino acids)
Source: RefSeq, a predicted model, not a curated record
AUGGCUGAUUCCACCCAGGUUACGGGCUCACCUGUGAAGAAGGAAGUUGCAGAAGUCCCCGAGGUUGGCGCCGCUGCUCCGAGCUCGGACAAGAUCUCUCUGACUGAUGGCAAGCCAACUGUCAUUGUAUUCCUCCGCCACUGCGGCUGCCCUUCAAAACCAACACUCGCAGUCGCCGAAAAAGUCUUCAAGAAGCUGUCCACACUGUCCGACAGGCAACCUGGUCUUCACUGUAUUGCCGUGUCGCACUCAUCUUCUGAGACUACAGAGAAAUGGAUCCCGCAAGUUGGCGGCGCGUGGUCGACCGAUGUAGUCAUUGACGAGGGGCGGGACUUGUACGCGCAAUGGGGUCUCGGACUGAGCGACGUGUGGCACAUGUCCGGUCCCUCAGUGCUUUAUUCCGUGUACCGCCUGGGCACUGACGAGGGCGUCUGGAACCGGCCAACAGAGAGUGGCACUCGCUGGAAGAUUGGCGGCGCGUUUGCUGUCGACGAGGGCGGCGUGGUGCGCUACGCCCACGCUUCUAAAGCAGCCGAUGACCUGCCGGACAUCAAUUCCGCCGCGCAGGCAGUGGGAUUGUGA